CCGGCGCGGCGGCCGCAGUCCCGCCGCAGCCCCCGGAGCGGAGGGACCGGAGGGCUCUGAGGGGACCUGGGAGCCCUGAGGGGUCUGAGGGACCGUGAGGGACCCGCCGGCACACGCCGCCCGCAGCCCGCCCCCGCGCUCCCACGGCCCCGCCGCGCCACCAUGUCGGUGCCGGAGCCCGCCGGCGGCGAGGAGAAGCAGGCCAAGGAGGUGGAGGACGCCGAGAAGUAUUCCUUCAUGGCCACCGUCACCAAGGCGCCCAAGAAGCAAAUCCAGUUUGCAGAUGACAUGCAGGAGUUCACCAAAUUCCCCACCAAGACGGGCCGGCGCUCCCUGUCCCGCUCCAUCUCCCAGUCUUCCACCGACAGCUACAGCUCUGCUGCCUCAUACACAGACAGCUCCGAUGACGAGGUGUCCCCCCGGGAGAAGCAGCAAACCAACUCCAAGGGCAGCAGCAACUUCUGCGUGAAGAACAUCAAACAGGCCGAGUUCGGGCGCCGCGAGAUCGAGAUCGCUGAGCAAGACAUGUCUGCUCUGAUUUCACUCAGGAAACGAGCCCAGGGGGAGAAGCCUUUGGCUGGAGCCAAAAUCGUGGGCUGCACCCACAUCACGGCCCAGACUGCGGUGCUGAUUGAAACACUCUGUGCCCUGGGUGCCCAGUGCCGCUGGGCCGCCUGUAACAUUUACUCCACGCAGAACGAGGUGGCAGCUGCCCUGGCAGAGGCUGGGGUGGCCGUGUUCGCCUGGAAGGGGGAGUCGGAGGAUGAUUUCUGGUGGUGCAUCGACCGCUGUGUCAACGUGGACGGCUGGCAGCCCAACAUGAUCCUGGACGAUGGUGGGGACCUGACCCACUGGGUUUACAAGAAAUACCCCAGCGUGUUCAAGAAGAUCCGAGGCAUCGUGGAGGAGAGCGUGACUGGCGUGCACAGGCUGUACCAGCUCUCCAAGGCUGGCAAGCUGUGCGUCCCGGCCAUGAACGUGAACGACUCGGUCACCAAGCAGAAGUUUGACAACCUGUACUGCUGCCGGGAGUCCAUCCUGGAUGGCCUGAAGAGGACCACGGAUGUGAUGUUUGGAGGGAAGCAGGUGGUGGUUUGUGGCUAUGGGGAGGUGGGGAAGGGCUGCUGUGCCGCCCUCAAGGCCCUGGGGGCCAUCGUGUACGUCACCGAGAUCGACCCCAUCUGCGCCCUCCAGGCCUGCAUGGAUGGAUUUCGGGUGGUGAAGCUGAGCGAAGUGAUCCGUCAGGUGGAUGUGGUCAUCACCUGCACAGGGAACAAGAACGUGGUGACCCGGGAGCACCUGGACCGGAUGAAGAACAGCUGCAUCGUCUGCAACAUGGGCCACUCCAACACCGAGAUCGACGUGACCAGCCUGAGGACCCCGGAGCUGACCUGGGAGCGAGUGCGUUCCCAGGUGGAUCACGUCAUCUGGCCCGACGGGAAGCGGGUGGUGCUGCUGGCUGAGGGCCGGCUGCUCAACCUGAGCUGCUCCACAGUUCCCACCUUCGUCCUCUCCAUCACAGCCACCACUCAGGCUCUGGCUCUGAUUGAGCUCUACAACGCUCCCGAGGGCCGCUACAAGCAGGACGUUUACCUGCUGCCCAAGAAGAUGGAUGAGUACGUGGCCAGCCUGCACCUGCCCUCGUUCGACGCCCACCUGACGGAGCUCACGGACGACCAGGCCAAGUACCUGGGGCUCAACAAGAACGGCCCUUUCAAACCCAACUACUACAGGUGA
Molecule: messenger RNA, 1737 nt
Organism: Myiozetetes cayanensis
Lineage: Eukaryota; Metazoa; Chordata; Aves; Passeriformes; Tyrannidae
Gene: AHCYL1
Product: adenosylhomocysteinase like 1
Biological process (GO): L-methionine cycle
Cellular component (GO): cytosol
Source: RefSeq, a predicted model, not a curated record